Acomys russatus (golden spiny mouse) is the source of this 960-nucleotide messenger RNA. Its product is annotated as putative vomeronasal receptor-like protein 4. Gene Ontology annotation, molecular function: pheromone receptor activity. The transcript has a single exon. The coding region runs from base 61 to 960 and encodes 299 amino acids. Gene Ontology annotation, cellular component: membrane. The record is from RefSeq and is a predicted model, not a curated record. NCBI's taxonomy places the organism in Eukaryota, Metazoa, Chordata, Mammalia, Rodentia, Muridae. Gene Ontology annotation, biological process: G protein-coupled receptor signaling pathway.
UUUUUCAGAUGUAAGAAAUAGACUUCCAUUAUGCUUUUAAUAUGAACACACAUUCUUCUUAUGUCUUCAUUCAAGAAUGUCCUUUAUUUCCAAGCUGGUCUUGGAAUCCUGGCCAAUAUGUUUCUCCUUUUUUUCUAUACCUUUAUAAUCCUAGGUCACAGACCUAAGCCCAUGGACCUGAUCUCCUGUCAACUGUCCUUUGUUCACAUACUGUUGAUCCUCACUGGAGGGGACAUUUGGCUUACAGACAUAUUUGAAUCACUAAAUGUCGAAAAUGACUUCAAAUGUAAGGCAACGUUUUACAUAAACAGGGUGAUGAGAGGCCUCUCCAUCUGCAUCACCUGCCUCCUAAGUGUGUUCCAGGCUGUCACUAUCAGUCCCAGUACAGCUUUGCUGGCAAAAUUUAAACAUAAACUAAAAAAAUACAUGAUCAAUGCUCUUUUCUAUAUUUGGUCUUUCAACUUGUCAUUCAGUAGUAACCGGAUCUUCUAUGUUGGUGCUUACACCAACAUGAGUACAGCCAAUCAGAUGAAGGUCACUGAAUACUGCUCACUCUUCCCCAUGAACUACAUCAUCAGAGGAUUGAUUUUAAUACUGACAACAUCCAGAGAUGUGUUUCUUGUAGGAGUCAUGCUGACCACAAGCGCAUACAUGGUGAUUCUCUUGUUCAGACAUCAGAAGAAGUGCAAGCAUCUUCAUAGCAUCAGCCACCUGAGAGCAUCCCCCGAGAAAAGGGCCACCCAGACCAUCUUGCUGCUGGUGGUUUUCUUUGUGGUCAUGUACUGGGUGGACUUCACCAUCUCAUCCACCUCAGUCCUGUUAUGGAUGUACGACCCGGUCCUCCUGACUGUUCAGAAGUUUGUGAUGAAUGCCUAUCCUGCAAUUACUCCUUUGGUACAAAUCAGUUCUGAUAGCAGAAUAAUCAAUGUGAUGAAAAUCUUGCAGUCAAAAUUCCACUAG